Wyeomyia smithii (pitcher-plant mosquito) is the source of this 2626-nucleotide messenger RNA. RefSeq names its product ATP-binding cassette sub-family G member 4-like. Gene Ontology annotation, cellular component: plasma membrane. The record is from RefSeq and is a predicted model, not a curated record. Lineage: Eukaryota; Metazoa; Arthropoda; Insecta; Diptera; Culicidae. The transcript has 5 exons. Gene Ontology annotation, molecular function: ATP binding; ATP hydrolysis activity; ABC-type transporter activity. The coding region runs from base 755 to 2569 and encodes 604 amino acids.
GCUUUGCAUGAGACACGUGAUUUUGCUUCCGGCAAAUCAGAAAGCGAACAAAUGUACUAAUCUCAGUUACGGUAACUUAAAAUGUAACAAAAAAUGUUAAAAAUAAAGAGAUCAAUAGCUGAUUAUUUUACAACUUGUUAUACGAAAAUUAAACAGCCAUAUUCAUCAUUUCAUGACUUGCGACUGCAUAUAUUGCAUUCCAUCAUAUUCAGUAGAUCAUCUCUCAGCGUUCCAGAGAGCAAAACUCAAUAGCAAGCACGACGUUUAAAACCGAGCGACGUUCUCGGUGGAAAAUUAGCUAGAAAGAUAGAUUGGCAUUAGAUUAGCUCACUCCCUUCCCUCUAAAACGAAACCUGAAGCUAGCUGCAAGCAAACUCUGCAUCAAUAGUACAAACCAGUCACAGAUCGCACGAUCGCUUCGAUCACUCGCAGCCUGUCGGCUCAACGCUAACACCAAACUGGGGUGGUAGAUUUUCUACAAACGGCGAGCUGAAAGGAACAUCUCAGUUGAAAAUUGGAUUACUCAGUCCAGUCUAGUUAUUCGGAAAACCUGCUAACUCGAACACCGCCAGUGAACGCUGCGAUAAAAGCAACCCCCAUUUGAAGGCCGCUCCCGCGUGCAAACACUCGCACGAAAGGCGCCCGACAAGUGCACAGCUUUUCUUCAGUUGCAUAAAUGACUUCAACGUGUGUGUAGGUGACGAGCGUGCGUGGAGGGCGAGAAAAUAGUUUCAGCUGGAAAAUUUACCCCGUCAUGGCUGCGGUCGAUGUGGAUGAAAUGGAGCAGGGCUCUGCGCAGCAGAAGCUGCUUUCCCGAAUGGCUCUGGAAUUUACCAACAUUAGCUUUCGGGGCGAGCUGAAAGGUGACAAGCGUAAAACGAUUCUGGAUAAUGUUUCCGGACGCUUCUCACCCGGACGACUGACGGCGAUUCUUGGACCCUCCGGAGCUGGAAAGUCAUCACUACUGAACAUUCUGUCAGGUUUCAAAAAACAUGGCGUAAUCGGCUCCGUCAUGGUGAAUGGCGAAUCGUUGAGUGACGAAGCAUUCCACAACAAGUGCGUUUAUAUCCCGCAGGACUUCGAUUUGCUCGAGCACUUGACGGUGGUGGAGAUUUUGAACUUCGCUGCCGAGCUGAAGAUGAGCAGUUCGAGUUCGGAAAUGGUUCGCAAGAAAAAAGUAAACGACAUUAUCGAAGUGCUUGGACUGCGCCGUAGCAUGGUGACUCUGGUGAAACGUUUAUCCGGUGGCGAACGGAAACGGCUUUCGAUCGGUAUGGAGCUGAUCACGAAUCCUCCCAUCAUCCUGCUGGAUGAACCGACCAGCGGUUUGGAUAGUGUUUCUGCGUUGCAACUCGUGAGCUACAUUAAAUCGCUAGCCGCCGAGGGACGCACGAUCGUCUGCGUGAUUCAUCAGCCGGCGUCUAACUUGUUUCAACUGUUCGAUGAUUUGUUUCUGCUGUCUGCUGGUAAGUGCAUCUACAGCGGACCGAUCAGCGCAAUGGUAGCCAGCUUCGCAGAAGCUGGCUUCGAUUGUCCGAGGUACUACAAUCGAGCGGAUUUCGCUUUAGAGGUGGCAUCUGUGACAAACUCGGCCGGAAUCGAUCAGCUAGUAACGAAAUUCAACAAUUCAGACGUAACUGCCCGAAGAUCCAUUGGUGAGGAAUUUACCGGCACCGGUGGUGCUCCGUACCGAAAUACUUGCCUAACUGUCAGGUCCCGCCAGAAAUAUCCUAUUUCUCAGUGGAAACAAUUCUCCGUUCUACUGCGUAGAUCGCUACGAUCGACGUCGCGAGAUUUUUUUUUCGCCCAAUUGCGGGUCAUCGCUCACAUCGUCGUUGGCAUUUUGUUGGGGGUCGUCUUCUACGAUUCCGGUAAGGAUGCUUCCUCUGUGAUGACCAACACUGCUGGUAUCUUUUUCUUCAACAUUUUCAUCUUCUACGGCAACUCAAUGCCAUGUACAAUCACAUUUCCCCUAGAAGCCAAAGCGUUCGUUCGAGAGCAUCUCAACAAUUGGUACUCCCUGGAAGCUUACUACCUGGCUAAAAUCUUCGCCGAUCUGCCUCUGCAGUUCAUCUGCCCAACACUGUUUGUGCUAAUUUCCUUCUUCCUAACGGGUCAACCAAUGGAACCGCUCCGGUUUGGCAUGUUUUGGACCAUGUGCCUGCUGUUGGGCAUUUUCGCCCAAACCGUCGGCCUUCUCUCGGGAGCCGCGUUCGACGUUCAGAUGGCAACGUUUUUUGUGCCAUGCCUCAGCAUUCCCGCCAUGCUGUUUUCCGGCUUCUUUGUGAAGUCCUACGAAAUGCCCGAGUUUCUACAGCCGCUGGCGUACACUUCGUACUUUCGCUACAGUAUGCAAGGGUCGCUACAGGGAAUCUACGGCUACAACAGGACGGAUUUCCCCUGCUCGCAAAUUAUGUGCUACUACAAUCGGCCAGCGAAGUUUCUCAAAUUUAUGGACACUCCGGAGGAAGGCAUAGAGAGGAACAUUGUUGCCAUGUUGGGUUUCAUCGUGCUUUUCCAGGUGCUGCUUUACAUUUCUCUUCGCCGCAGGUUGAAGAUUUUUCACUGAUAAAAAUACUGGUGCUUAUUUGUAACAAUAAAAAAUUUACGCUUAGCUAAUUUAUUU